This is a messenger RNA of Staurois parvus, 567 nucleotides long. NCBI's taxonomy places the organism in Eukaryota, Metazoa, Chordata, Amphibia, Anura, Ranidae. The record is from the annotation of a GenBank genome assembly.
AUGGAGCCACAGCUACGGCAGCUGGGCCUUCCCACCACAUUAAAGAAAGGAGUGGUGACCCUCUUGUCUGAUCAUGAGGUGUGUAAAGAAGGAGACACUCUGACCCCCGAGCAGGCCCGCAUACUGAAAUUAUUCGGUUACCAGAUGGCGGAGUUUAAAGUGACCCUAAAAUCCAUGUGGUCCGCAGAGACUGGAGAGUUCCAGAAGCUUUCAGCCAAUGACGAUGUAGAGGAGAUGGAGGAUGAUGCAGAGGAGAUGGAGGAUGAUGCGGAGCAGCAGGAGGAGAAGGAGAAGAAAUUAGGGUCACGUGGCGAUCUGAAUGCUGCAGGCCGGGUGAUUGGAGUAUUCCUGCAUCAGCACAGAUUACCUCCUUGUGUGGACAGAGAUGGCUACCUCUGUGCUGACAGUCCUGAUUAUCAGGACAUGGUCCCUGGAGACUCUGUUCAUGUUCUGAGAGGAACAAUCCUAUUACUGUGUUUUAACAGAGACAUGCAGAGCGACGUGUACAUAAAGCCGGGGAGUUCUCUGCUGCAGGCUGAUUGGAGCGCAGCCUGGAAAUCACAAUAA